ACACGUAGUUGAAAAUUCAACCUUUUAGCCUUUGUCAUCCUUGAUCACCUUCCUCCUCCUUUCUUGGUGAAGAAAAAUCAUCGAAGUCAAUAUGAGGUCUUCGCACUCUCUUCUCGUAUAUAUGUUCCUUAAGAUGUCAACUGGGCUUUCAACAUUCAAGAGGUUGCAAAACCAGUUUGCUUUUGUCUAGAGAUCUCCUACUACUUUGGUACGUUUGCUUAACAAUUCCAGUACUUGUAUUUUGCUUGAUUAAUUACAUUUAGGAUUGGAUCAUGCAGAGAAUUCAUUUCAUUUAUCUUUUAGAUCUCGAAAACUUCAAAAUAAGGUAUAUUAGAAACAAAAUUUUCCAUUUAUAAUCGUGGCUUUUAGUGAUACAUGUCUUUUUAGUUGGAAUUUGGAAAUGGGCAUUUGAAGGAAAUGAUUGAUUGGAAAAAUUCUGUUCAGGCUACUAAUCGUACCUAUUCUCUUGCUGCAAUUAUGUUGAACUAGCUAGUCACCCAUGUCUUGGUGGAGAAGAUCAUCAGGAGAGGCUACAGAAAGGGAGAGAUCAUUCGUGGUUAAUGGAGGGUUGUUGCAGGAGAAGCUAAUUGCUUUGAAUGAUGGUAGAUAUAAUCCCUUCCGCAGCUUCUCUAUUGAAGAGCUUAGGACAGCAACAAACAACUACGAUCGGAGUCGCAUGUUUAGGAGCGAUGGCUUUGGUAAUUGGUACAAAGGUUGCAUAGAAAAUCGAGUUGUUUCUGUUUACCGUAGACGCAGCGGACACUACGGCGGCAUUGAUGAGGUUGUGAAUGAUAUUGCAGUAGCAGCACAAGUGGGUGAUCAUAAAAAUGUUUUAAAGUUAAUAGGUUGUUGCCUGGAGAGCCCAGUUCCAAUUUCAGUGUAUGAAUAUUUGGAGAAUGCAAAGAUUUCAGAUCAGAUAGCAAUUUCUGGUGAAAAAACUGGACAUCUUCAUGUGACAUGGAAAAGCAGGUUAAAGAUUGCCAGGGAGAUUGCUUAUGCAGUUGCAUAUCUUCACACUGCAUUUCCUAGGCCUAUUGUCCAUAGACAUAUACAUCCCUCUAGUAUAUUCUUAGAUGAGCAUAAUAAUGCCAAAUUGUUCGAUUUCUCAUUAUCCAUUUCCAUCCAUGAGAAUGAAACAUUAAUGACAGAGAGAAUAUCUGGGACUUUUGGCUAUAUGAGCCCCGAAUAUGAAAUGCAUGGUGAGGUAACAGAGAAAAUUGAUGUAUACAGCUUUGGCGCACUUCUUCUUCUGUUUCUAACAGGUCGACAUCCUCGUGAAUUGAUAAAUGUUGAGAUAUAUCCUGAUCCUCAAAUAAAGAGUUUCGUAAAACAUUAUGCUGUAUGUCACAGCAUGGAUGAAAUCAUGGACCACAGGUUUCUGGCUGAGGAGGGAGGGAUUAAUGAGCGACAACAAGGGAAAACUGUGAUGGAACUAGUCCUCAAAUGCCUAGAGACGGCUAAAGAACAAAGACCGACAAUGGUAGAAGUUACAAAACAACUUAUACAGAUUGAGAGGGCCUUAACAACAGUUGGAGAAGAAGACAUGUCAGGGAAGAUGUUCAUGGAAGAGUUUAUUGCGUCAUGUGAUCCUCAUCUCAGAGUUUCUCUCAUUAGUUUCUCUGCUGAAGAGAUUCGAAAGGCUACAGAUGACUAUAAUCCUACGCACAUUUUGGGCUGCAAUAAACUUGGAAUAUGGUACAAAGGUCAUAUGGGCAACCUAAUUAUCUCUGUCUGUAAAAUUUGUAAAGUGAAUUGGCAUGAGCAUGUGAAGAAUGAAUUUAGAAUUGCCAUUCAGUUGAGUGCUCGUAAGCAUGUGUUGAAGCUGUUAGGAUACUGCCUUGAGACCCAAGUUCCAACUUUAGCGUAUGAAUCUGCAGAAGCACUCCCCCAAUAUUUUCAUACCGAGCAGUCCAUGCCUUUGCGGAGGAGUUUAAGAAUUGCAAGGAAAAUAGCCAAGGAAGUUGCAUAUUUGCACACUGCUUUCCCUCUACCGUUGAUCCAUGGGAACAUAGCAUUUGCAAAUGUUUUCUUGGACAAGAAUGAAGUUCCAAAACUUUGCAAUUUCUCUCAAUCCAUAUCAAUCCACCAAGGUGAAACACUCACAGUGGAUCUUGUUGAUGCUACAAACAGAUAUAUGCCUCCGGAAUAUUUAAAAGGAGGUGUACUAACAGAGAAAGUUGACGUAUACAGCUUUGGUAUGCUUUUAGUUCAGAUUUUAGUGGAGAGGACAUGGCCUUAUUAUUAUCAUUAUGACAACUCCAUUGCAAAUAUAAACGAACAUGAAGUUUUGGACUAUGUAAUGAAAUACAGGAGAGGAGAAGAUCUUGGUGAGCAGAAACUGGAAGCCGUGGUAAAGUUAGCUUAUAGAUGCAAGGCUGUUGAGAAGGAUGAAAGGCCAACAAUGACAGAAGUUGCAAGAGAACUCAAACAGUUAUGAUAUGGACCAACUAGCUUUCAACUAUUCGGCAGAUUUGAACCGAACCUAAUAAUUUUUACUGUCGAUAUCUAAUAGAGAUUCGGAAAAGAAAUUUCGAGACGCAAGACUUUUAAAAAUGUGACAAAAGUCGUAAACCUGUCACAAAAUUCGAUAUGAAAAUUCGAUAUGAAAAUUCUAUCAUUUAGUGGUCAAUUUUAUAUUUUAAUUAUUUUUUUGAAUAUUUUCAUAAUUUUACUUAUUAAAAUUUUAUUUUUAUUAUAAAUAGC
Messenger RNA from Manihot esculenta (cassava), 2703 nucleotides. Its product is annotated as serine/threonine-protein kinase ZRK1. Gene Ontology annotation, molecular function: ATP binding; protein serine/threonine kinase activity. Gene Ontology annotation, biological process: cell surface receptor signaling pathway; protein phosphorylation. The coding region runs from base 500 to 2437 and encodes 645 amino acids. Lineage: Eukaryota; Viridiplantae; Streptophyta; Magnoliopsida; Malpighiales; Euphorbiaceae. The transcript is spliced from 2 exons. Gene Ontology annotation, cellular component: plasma membrane. The record is from RefSeq and is a predicted model, not a curated record.